CUGUUUUGGGUGAUGGCGGCGCGCGGCCUGGAGCAGAGAUGCCCGUUGGUGGCCGGGGGUGAGCGAUGACCAGGCUCCUGGACGUGGUGCACAGAGUGGCUGUGUCCGUCGUGCGCUGCAGUGGCCGUGGCUGCCGCGCGCUCGCCAUGUUCUAUGCCGUGAGGAGGGGCCGCAAGGCCGGGGUCUUCCUGACCUGGAAUGAAUGCAGAGCACAGGUGGAUCGGUUUCCUGCAGCCAGAUUUAAGAAGUUUGCCACAGAGGAGGAAGCCUGGGCUUUCGUCAGAAACUCUGCAAGCCAUGAGGGUUCAGAAGGGCAGGGGAACGGACAGGUACAGGAAUCCCACGUGAAGGCGAACAAGCGCCCGCGUGAGCCCCAGGACGAAGACGAGGUGGAGAAGGCCGAGCUGCCAGCCAAGCACGUGAAACAGAGCGCAGGGCCCCCGCCGCCCGUCGGCAAGGACACGUUUUCUUACAUGGGGGAAUUUGUCGUUGUCUACACUGACGGCUGCUGCUCCAGUAAUGGGCGGAGGCGGGCUCGAGCAGGAAUUGGUGUUUACUGGGGGCCAGGCCAUCCUUUAAAUGUAGGAAUUAGACUUCCUGGACGGCAAACAAACCAAAGAGCAGAAAUUCAUGCGGCCUGCAAAGCCCUCGAGCUGGCGAAGGCUCAGAACAUCAGCAAGCUGGUUCUCUACACGGACAGCAUGUUCACCAUCAAUGGCAUCACUAGCUGGGUUCCGGGCUGGAAGAAGAACGGCUGGCGGACAAGCACCCACAAGGAGGUGGUCAACAAAGAGGACUUCCAGGAGCUGGAGCGCCUCGCCCAGGGAAUGGACGUUCAGUGGAUGCAUGUUCCUGGCCAUGCGGGAUUUAUAGGCAAUGAAGAAGCCGACCGAUUAGCAAGAGAAGGUGCCAAGCAGCCUGCAUGCUGAACGAAUGCAGCAUUUCAUUCUUGGAAGAACUUGAGCGUGGCCGUUCUGUCACCUUUGCUUACUGGAGUGGACACUAAAACGACGGGGUGGACAGUGCUGUCGACGGCAGACACAGCUUUCAGACCGGAUCAGGAAGGCGGGGGCGGGGUGGGAGCGUGCGAUAAAGGCAGCUGUGGAAUACUUUUCUCUUGAUUUUUUGGCUGCCUCGAGGCAUGUGAAGUUCCCGGGCCAUUGGUUGAAUCCAGGCUGCAGCUGUGACCUACGCCAUAGCCGCAGCAACUCCGGGUCGUUAACCUGCUGUGCCAGGCUGGGGAUUGAACCUGCAUCCCCGCGUCCGUCCUGUUGCACCACAGCGGGAUCUGCAGGUGUGAGAAAUUGAGCGUCCUUUGUGAUGUGAGAAUGGUCGGAGGUUUGAGUACUCGGCUUCACUAUGCUUGAUGCUGUUCUCAUUAGUUUUAUUGCAGGCUGGACAAAGAUGCUAGGACCUUGCUUUAAUAAGGAUGAAUAAACCUUGGUUAAAAAAAUGCA
This is a messenger RNA of Sus scrofa (pig), 1457 nucleotides long. RefSeq names its product ribonuclease H1 (gene RNASEH1). Gene Ontology annotation, molecular function: magnesium ion binding; RNA-DNA hybrid ribonuclease activity; nucleic acid binding. Gene Ontology annotation, biological process: DNA replication, removal of RNA primer. The record is from RefSeq and is marked validated. NCBI's taxonomy places the organism in Eukaryota, Metazoa, Chordata, Mammalia, Artiodactyla, Suidae.